Messenger RNA from Capsella rubella, 1773 nucleotides. RefSeq names its product WD repeat-containing protein 26 homolog. Gene Ontology annotation, molecular function: protein binding. Lineage: Eukaryota; Viridiplantae; Streptophyta; Magnoliopsida; Brassicales; Brassicaceae. Bases 77 to 1630 code for a protein of 517 amino acids. The transcript is spliced from 5 exons. The record is from RefSeq and is a predicted model, not a curated record.
CUUCUUCUUCUUCUGCUCUUCGAUUCGAAAUCUCUCAAUCCGAUCAUUUUAUUAUUGGGUUUUUCAUCAUCUCUGGAUGGCGACUGAACCAACUUCCAAACGUGUGAAACUGAUAGGCUCCAAAGGUCUCAUCAAAGAGUCUGAAGUCAUUAGGAUCAUCACUGAGGCUCUUUACUCGCUUGGAUAUGGUGAAAGUGGGAUCCGUCUCGAGAAAGAAUCUGGCAUUCCUCUGCACAGCACUAUCGUUAAGCUGUUUCUGGAACAAGUGAAUAAUGGAGAGUGGGACAAAAGCAUUGUUACAUUGAAGGGAAUUCAAUUGCAGAACGAAAAGGCUGUCACUUUCUUGCUACUAGAGCAAAAAUUCUUUGAGUUUCUCAAGUUGGAGAAGGAUACUGAUGCUCUGGGAAUCUUAAGAAAAGAGAUGUUGCCUCUUGGUGUUAACAACAAGCGUGUUCAUGAGCUCGCAUCCGUACUAAUAUCAGCUUCUGGCAAAGAUGCAGAAUGUGUGAAUCCAGGGUCUAAGGUUGUGGAGAAACUGCAAAACUUGUUUCCUCCUGCAAUUCUUAUCCCAGAAAAGAGAUUGGAGUAUCUCUUAGAGAUGGACCUUGAUUCUCAGAUGUCUUGCUGUGAGUUCCAUAAUAUUCCGGAUAGUGACUUGUCCCUAUACUCUCAUCAUCACUGUGGGAUCCAUAAUAUUCCUUCUGAGACUUUAGAGACUUUGGAGAAACAUACGGAUGAAGUCUGGUUCUUGAAAUUCUCACACAAUGGCAAAUAUUUGGCUUCAUCGUCCAAGGAUAAAUCAGCAAUUAUAUGGGAGAUCGAUGCACAGGGGAAGUUUUCAGAGAAGCAUAAACUAUUGGGACAUGUGAAUCCCGUGGCAAUGGUUUUGUGGAGUCCUGAUGAUAAACAAGUCCUUACAUGUGGAGAAGAUGAGGUUAUCAAGCGCUGGGUUGUUGAUUCAGGAGAAUGUGUCCAAACGUAUGAAACAGAUGGUGUUGGCUCUGUUUCUUGUGGAUGGUUUCAUGAUGGUUCAGGUAUAAUUGGUGGAAUGGCAGAUAGGCGCAUCUGUUUGUGGAACUUAGACGGGACUGAGAUAGAGCACGAGCAAGUUCAAAGGGAACAGAAGCUUUCUGAUGUAGCCAUGACGGCUGAUGGGAAGUGGCUUGUAAGCGUGGGAAGGGUGUGUGAGAUCUCAUUGUUUAACAGAGAAACCAGAGCUGUGAGACUGAUCCCAGAGGAAGACAUGAUUACCUCGUUCUCGCUUUCGAAAGACAACAAGCAUCUUCUGAUCAAUCUCAUUACCCAGAAGAUCCAUAUGUGGAACAUUGAAGGCGAACCAUAUUUGUGUUCUGAAUAUACUGGCCACAAACGUAGUCGGUUUAUUAUCAGGUCUUGCUUUGGUGGCUAUAAAGACAGUUUCAUCGCCAGUGGGAGUGAAGAUUCUCAGGUGUACAUAUGGAAAAUACUAAGACCACAGAAGGAACCUUGUAGCGUAUUGCGAGGACACUCAGGAGCUGUGAACUGUGUGAGCUGGAACCCGACUGACCUGCAUAUGUUGGCUUCAGCAAGUGACGAUGGAACCAUUCGGAUUUGGGGACGUGACAAGAAGUUGGAAGUGAUUCAAUGCUAACAGAGGAUGGUGACUUAGACAGCAAGUUUAUUCAUUUGACAUUCAUCAUGUACAUAUGAUGUAAAUAUAUUCUACUUUUAGUGUUGUGGGUUGUUGUAUAUUUUCAUCCUCGUGAUAUUUGGUUUCACAUCUUCUGACCAUAA